UGUAGAUAUAAUAGACACUCUGUAGCAUCCAGUUAGUUCAUGUCUAUCCUGGGGCUUUACUCCCUUCAUCAAUUCCCGAUGGAAUCGCUUCUUCAUCAUCUUCUUACACAGAAUAUAUGAGCUUUCGAAGGAGAAAGUGGAUUGAACAAAAGUUACUCAUGAGUCUGACUUUUCUCGAUUUCGCCACAUUCUCAGUUUGAUUAUGUUAUCAUCAUGAAGCAAAAUUUCUCGAACCUUUAACAUGACAGAAUUUAUUUCUCAGUGAAACAAAAAGUUCCAAGUUUUUUUUCCUCGAUUUUCGCAUUUGAAUAGUUAUUAUUAUUUUCCGAAUGUGAUCAAAGGAUAGAUUUUGUUGCUGUUUAUGUGGAUAUUUUUAUCGUUUGUGAUGAUAUUUUAUUAGAAAACGAAAAUGUCCAAUUUGUUGUUAACCAGUUCUCAAGAUGAUUCUAAUGAACUUUCUUCAAUGUCAAUGUUGUCUCGAAAUCGCCGGAAACAAGCUCAACCUCGACCAUUAAAGCAUGAUUUAUCUCAAGGAAAUAAUAAAAACGACGAAGUCAUUGAAGAUGAUAUUUGCAACUCAGAAUUUAACAAUCAAAAACUAGAUUUGGAAUAUGAAAGUGAAGGAAUAAGUUACUCAAGUUCAAUGGAAAGUCUGAAUUCCGAUAUUUCUGAUUCAUCAUCAAUAUCAUCAUGCUCCGAGAAUUAUAAUCCUUCAAUUGAUAUCACACAAUCAACUCCUUUCCAAUGUCAAUAUUGUGAUAAAUCAUUUCCAAGAUUAUCUCAUUUGAAAAGGCACGAACAGAAUCACUCGGAUAAAAUACCUUUUGUGUGUAAUUUUUGUCAAAAGGCAUUUAAACAUAAACGAAGUCGUGAUCGUCAUAUUAGGAUCCAUACAGGUGACCGUCGGUAUAAAUGUAAUCAUUGUGAUUCCGCUUUCUCACGAAGUGAUCAUUUAGGAAUUCAUAUGAGAACUCAUGAUGAUAAGAAACCUCAUCGUUGUUCACAAUGUAAUCGAGGAUUCUCAACAUCAGCAGCAUUAACAUCACACAUCCAGAAGCACAAGAAACUCACCAAAUUAUCACCUAUUGAUUCAAUUUCCAAUUCCAAUAAUAAUGAGAGUAAAAUAAACUACGAAACAAACAUUAUAAACAAAGAUGAUAACCAAUGUGAAGAUGAAAAUACAAAUGUAAACAAUACACAAAUGGAUUCACCUAAAGUUUCAAUGGAUGAAAAAUUAGAGGAUAAAAUAAACAAUCAUAACAAUCAUCAAGUUACCUGUGGCCUUUGUGGUAAUAAAUGUUCAUCACUUGAAGUUCAUAUUCGUGAAUCUCAUUUACACCAAUUACUAUUUGCUGGUUUACUACAGAAUUCAAUCUACUCAGCAUCGGCUUUUGCUAAUUGGCAGCAAUUAACAUCGAUGCCACCACCAGUAAUACCCAGUGGUAUGAAUAAUACUCCAUCACAAUCACCUAAUCCAAUUGUAAAUGAAUCAAUUAAACAAUCGCCAAGUAAUGAUAAUGUGAUUUCUAUGAAAAAUGGUCAAUGUAACUCAUCAAAUUUGAAUCAAUCUUCAAAGAAAUCAAAGAUUCUAUCAUCCUCUUCAUCUGUACCAUCAACGAAUGGACUUAAUUGUGAUCAAGUAAAUGAAGAGAAAACUUUAUCUUCCUACUUUUCAUUAUCUUCAUUGGAUGAAUCCAAAGUUCCAUUUCUGUGUAAUCAAUGUUCACCUUCACCUUAUUUUCCUGAUUUUGAAUCAUUUCGAGUUCAUUUGAAGUCACAUUUGAAUCCAUCAUCCGGAACAAUAAACACUUUGGUUGGUUUGAUUGGUCAAGCUAAUCAUCAACAUCAUCACCAUCAUGGUAAUUCACCUAUUGAAAGAUCAUCAUCAACAUCUUCUUCAUCAUCUUCAUCCACUUUACCUUGUCCUUAUUGUGAAUCAAUAAUUACAAGUGAAUCACUUGAAUCUCAUAUAAUCAAUUCACAUUUAGGAUCAAUGGUUUCAUCGUUUUCCUGUGAAUCUUGUAAAAAGAUAUUCACCAAAUCAGAUGAUCUAACCAAACACCUAAUCGAUUAUCAUUCCCAUCACUUGUACCAAUGUUCAAUUUGUCGUGAAAUGUUUGACACUGACGUUUCCUUGCAAGUCCAUUUCCAAGUGAAACACUCGAACCAGUGCAAAGUAUUCAAAUGCUCAAUUUGUAAUCAACUUUGGUCCAAUCAAGAAGAUUUCAAAGUCCAUCUUAAAGUGUCGCACUUUUCACCAAAUACUAAUGGUAAUCUAGUCUCAUCGCCGUAUCAUUCCCACUCUCACUCUCACUCUCACUCUCACACUCAUUCUCACCCUCAUUCUCAUUCUCAUUCUCAUAAUCACUCACAUUCGCACCCUAAUCAACAUCACCAUCUAAACCACAACCACAACCUUAACCAUAAUCACUAUUCAAGUGCCUUUAAUAACCUUAAUCAUCAUUUGCCCUCUUCGUUAGUUUCCUCCACCAGUAAUCUUGUUAAUCCUUUCUCAAUGUUUACUCCUAAAUGUCAAUAUUUUAAAUGUUCAUAUUGUCCUGAUGAAUUUCACAUUGAGUAUCUUCUUGAGAAACACAUUCAAACAGUUCACUCCUCGAACCUCAAUAACAAUAAUAACACGAAAAUUAAUCACAAGGAUAAAAAGUGUAUCACAACCAAUGAGAAUGAUAAUCAUAAUGAUACAAGUUCGAGAUCACCAAGUCCAAAAAGGAAUCAAUUAUCUCCCGUUAUCUCUGAACAAUUAACGGUAAAUUGUAAACCAUCGAAAACAUUAAAACGGAAAUCAAGUGAAAUCGAUAUUGAUAUUGAGACAAAUAAUGACGAUUCCAAUCAUAAUGAUGAUCAAACAAUUAGCAAUAAUUUAAAUGGAAAUCAAGAUGAUGAAAACAUGAUUAAAGAUGAAAAUGAAUCAACACAAAUCAAGAAUAAAUUGAUUUCAUCAUCAAAAUUAUCACCAACAAUUAACUCAACCCUAAAUAAAUUACACUCAACAACAAUUGUUGCUAACAAAUCAAUUAAAAACUCAAUUAAGUGUGUAAAAGUUACUGGGGGUGGUGGUAAAGGUCCAGCAACGAAAUGUAAUAUUUGUGAUGAAAUUUGCGGUUCGAUAAGUGACCUGGCCAAACAUAAGCUUAAAUAUCAUAACGUUUUCGGUAAAUCAAACUCAUCGACUUUACUAUUAUCAAGGUGCCUUCAGUGUUUCCAAUUGAUUAAAAGUGAAAAUGAAUUUAUCACUCACCUGAUUGAACAUAACAACAAUAGUAACAAUAAACAAUUAACUCCAUCAACGGUUAAAUCAACCAAUUCCUCAUCUAAAUCAUCAUCAAUGGAUGAAUUACUACGAACUGGAUUAACUAAAUUUCCAAUCUCUUGUAUAAUCUGUAAGCAAACUUUGCUUCGUCCAUUGGAAAUUGGAAUCCAUGCUAAAUAUCAUUGUUCAUCAGCUGAGAUGAUUAAAUCAACCAAUUCGAUGAAAUUAAGUAAAUCACAAUCAGUAAAUCACUGCAACAACGAUUUGGUUCAAUCACAUGAGAAUAUUAAUUCAUCGGUUAAUUGUAAUCAAUUUAAAGCGACAAUUAAAAGUGAUAAAAUUGUUUCAUCUUCUUCAUCACCUUCAUCAUCAUCAUUGUCACCAUUAUUAUUAUCAUCUUCCUCAUCAUCUGUAUCUUCAUUGGCAACUUUGAUUCCCAUUCAAGAUCAACCAUUAUCUUUAACUACAAUUAAUCAAAAUGAUCCUUUGGAUACAAUUAAUGAUCAUCAUGGUAAUAAACUGAAAGUUAAUUUAAUUGAAAGUUAUCAACAAUCAACAUUUACCACAAAUGAACCUGAGAUUAAAUCACUCAUUGAAAUUGAGAUUAUUAAUCAAGAGAAAGUGAAACUUUCAAAGUGUUUAUUAUGUGGAUUUAAAAGUCAAUCACAAACCGAAUUACAAAUUCAUUUAAUUGAACAUGAUUAUAAAAGUGCAACAAUUAAUUGUCCUCUUUGUAAAACUAAUCAUGAUAAUCCAGUUAAUCUUCAAGUUCAUAUGAAUUCACAGCAUUCAAAUGAAACAAUCUUUAAUUGCCCUCAAUGUGACAACAAAUUCUGGUUUCUAUCUGAAUUAGAUAAUCAUAAAUUAGAUCAACACAGUUCCAAUGAUGUUUCCAAUCAAACUAAUAAUAAAAAUCAUCACAAUCAAGAAUCAAUUGUUGAUAACAAUCAAUCAACACAUGAGAAAAUUUGAACAAAUAAUCAUCUCGAUGAGUUAAUUUCCAACAAUUAAAACAGGUUAAUAUUAAAUCUAAAUUAUUUAUUUAUUAACUUCCUGAGUUCGAUGCGGGUCUAAUUUGACCAUUACAGUUACACAAAAAUUCAAUAAGAUCCUAAGGUCAAUACCUAUUGGAUUAUAAUGAUAAUAUAGUUAAUCAAUUUCUUUAAUUCCAUAUUUAAAUCUUUUCUUUUCUCUAAUCCUCAUCUUCUCAUGUCAUCAAAAUGAAUAUUAAUCCAGUGAUUAUUGAUUGAGUCUCGUUCCAAGUAAUUCAUUUGAAAUUAUGGUUCUGAUUUUCCUCUUGCUUGUGGUGGUAAAUGUAUUACAAUGAUGGUAAUCAAGAGGAGGAGGAAGAAGAAAAUAAAAGCAGGAGAAGCGAAAUUUGUCCCCAGACUAACGAUUAAUUGAAUUACCACCAAAGCAGAGGAGAGAGAAGCUCACAGACAAGGUUACUUCUCUCUCUCUCUCUCUCUCUGUGUGCAUGAGAAUCAACAAGUAAUAAGAUUCGGAUCCAUUGGCGUUCACCUUGAGGGCGAUCAGAAAAAAAGUAAAAAGAGAGGCGAAUCCCCCUGAAGUAAGAAUUAUCUUCACAACAACAUGGCAGAAACAUCUCAAUCUUCUACCUUAUUAUUCUGAUGAUUAACUCUAUAUAUUGGUAAAUUAACUUGAAUACGAUCAAGUUAAUCAUUAUUGUCAUCAUUAAAAACUAAAGUCAAUCAAUUUGAGGCAAUUUGAAAAAGUAUCAAUUCCUUAACUAAACUUGGAAAUUUCAAUUUGAUGAAAAAUUGAAACAACUAAUUAACUAAUUCAAAUCACCAAGAUGAUUAAGUUUGGAUUAUGACAAUUAAGGAACAAUGGAUUCUAAAUAAUGGAUUAAGAGAUGAAUGAUUUACUGGGAAAAUAAGGAUCACUCAUAAAAGCUCAACAAUCAAUCGUGUUGAUUUGCGAUUAAAUUGAAUUGUUGGGAUAUCAGUUGAUUAAAUGAGAUUAUAUUAUUUGCCAUUUACAAGGAUUGAUGAACUAAAUUUGAUGAACAAUCAGAUAUGAGAUUUGAAUACAUUAUUACUCAUUAUUGUUUCUUUUUACUUAAUUUCAAUGUUUGUUUUUCAAAUGAUUAAAAUUGUGAUGAUCUUGAUUAUCACUGAUGAUUUUCUGUCUA
Messenger RNA from Panonychus citri (citrus red mite), 5426 nucleotides. RefSeq names its product zinc finger protein 423-like. Bases 410 to 4243 code for a protein of 1277 amino acids. The transcript is spliced from 10 exons. Gene Ontology annotation, cellular component: nucleus. Gene Ontology annotation, biological process: regulation of transcription by RNA polymerase II. Gene Ontology annotation, molecular function: RNA polymerase II transcription regulatory region sequence-specific DNA binding; DNA-binding transcription factor activity, RNA polymerase II-specific. NCBI's taxonomy places the organism in Eukaryota, Metazoa, Arthropoda, Arachnida, Trombidiformes, Tetranychidae. The record is from RefSeq and is a predicted model, not a curated record.